UUUCACAACAUCACUCUUCUCCCGCCUCAAUCUUCUCCUCUUUCCUCUCAUCUACAACAACAGUCAUCCACAAGCUGUUGAUCAUUCGUCAAAAUGCAGUUGAUCGUCUACCGCUGGGCAACCUGCGCGCACACAGAGCAUGUCGACCUUUGGGGUCAACGCGCAGAUUACUAUCAGAUCAGUGAUCCCGAGAACAUCAUCGUCAAGCAUGAGGGUACUCCACCUUAUCACUGUCCUGCUUGCAGUGACCCUACUGGAAACCACAAUACUAUAGGCACUGUGCCUGUUGCCGGCGCUGCAGUCAUCCCCUAUGUACCCCUCGUCGCUGGCUCCAAAUCCGACAGCGAAUCUGACGCUACCGUCUCUGAUGGCGGGUCCCACGAUGGCGUUACUCUUAACCCCCGCGUGCAGCCAUUCGCCCCUGGCGUUCAGUCGCUUGCCACUUCCGCAAACCAGCUAGAUAAGCUCUAUGAUGAGCCUCUUGGACACGUCGCUGCCAUCGACACAAGCGAGCUUGCUAACUACGACGCUCACGCUCUCAACCCCUUACAGGAGGCUCGACUCGCUGGCCUGUUCGGUAGUCUCACGACCAACGACCACUCUAACAACAACAAUGUCUCUCAGCAGCAGACUGGUCACUCAAUCGACGACUCUGUGUCCCAUCAGCAGAGCGACAACUUUGUCAACGACUUUAGCUCUCAGCAGCAUACUGGUAUCUCAACCAAUGACCCUGUCACUCAGCAACAGACUGACUUCUUGGUCAACGACUAUCUCGGAGUCACUCAGCAAGUGUUCCAGCACACCGACCCCACUGGUCUCGCUGUUUACGCCCCAAUUGGCUUCCCCGGAGAUCCUUCAACUGACAAUUUCGUAAACAUCCCUCACGGCUUUGCUCCUCACCCCUCGACCGACAUCAUCACGUACGCUCCUACUACUGGCGCCGUCGGACUCUUCCAACAGCCUGCUAUAAAGCCUGUCCGCUACGGUCGUGGCACUGGUCCUGACUUCGUCUCUGGAUUUGCCUCCAAGGGCCCCCGUCGCCCCGCCAAACAGCCAAACAUGAACGCCCCUACCGCCCCUCGCGAUCUCAGGGCUCUUCCUCAUAAGUCCAAUAAGCCGUGUCCCGAAAGUCACGCCGCAUGCCACUGGCACUACGCUGACUGGUGUCACAAGGACCCAGGCACCUGCCCUGCCGCUCUUAAGGCUAUCAAGGCUGCCUAUGAAGCCAAAGGCGCUUGGAAGGGCGCUCCCGAUGGCUGGAAUGACGCCCACCAGAAUUGCAUUCUUGCUGACAACCCUCAGCGCUGCCUAUUCCACCAGUGGGUCGAGCGUCAGAGACACAGUCACCAGAUUGUUUGAGCGGGCUGAAAGGACAUCGCUAGAAGCAGAAGUGAAUUGAUGAAACGUAUUGCCGCACGGCUCCACCGAAGGGUGAUCACUAUGGUGGACGUUCAUGGAAGGACGCUCUUUGAGCCAAGUUAUUCUUGAGCAUUACAUAGUUGA
Aureobasidium subglaciale EXF-2481 is the source of this 1503-nucleotide messenger RNA. RefSeq lists its product as uncharacterized. The transcript is spliced from 3 exons. Lineage: Eukaryota; Fungi; Ascomycota; Dothideomycetes; Dothideales; Saccotheciaceae. The record is from RefSeq and is a predicted model, not a curated record. Bases 94 to 1359 code for a protein of 421 amino acids.